Molecule: messenger RNA, 2994 nt
Organism: Tarenaya hassleriana
Lineage: Eukaryota; Viridiplantae; Streptophyta; Magnoliopsida; Brassicales; Cleomaceae
Product: TBC1 domain family member 8B-like
Exons: 18
Coding region: 256-2739 (827 amino acids)
Source: RefSeq, a predicted model, not a curated record
CCAAGGAACCAAACGCAGCGGAGAAAUCUCACAUGUAAAUAGCCUCGUCGACAAUCUCGCCCUUUCCAUGUGAUUUUGCCUCUCUCUCUCUCUCUCUCUCUCUCUCUCUCUCUCUCUCUGCUUCCUCCUUGAAGAAGUUGCGGUUGCAGAAUGAAGACGAAGUAACGCCUUCUCCGUCGGAUUUACUUCCUCCUUUAGCCGCCGUCGCCGAGAUUCCAACUCUCCCCGGCAGAGAUCUCAUCGUUUGUGCUAGGAAUGAGGACCGCCGCCGCCACUGCCGCCGCCGCUUCCAAGCCUGUUUACCCUCUCUCCGUUUUCGAGCACAAGAGGGAUGCAUAUGGAUUUGCUGUGAGACCUCAGCAUGUGCAGAGAUACCGGGAGUAUGCUAAUAUCUACAAGGAGGAAGAAGAAGAAAGGUCAGAAAGGUGGAAUAAUUUCUUGGAACAUCAUGUGGAAUCGGUCGAGUCUUCUGCAGAUGGAUCACCUGGAAAUAGCUGCAGACUGCCUGAUGAAAAUGAGAAGAAAAGAGAGGAUGAAUUAAAUAAAGACGCUGAAGGAGAAGGUUUACAUACUGAUAAAUCGGAUUCUGAUGGAACUCCUGGAAAUGGUAGAGAGGAAGAUGGACGCCCCAAUGCAGAGAAGAAAGUUCACAGGGUCCAAUUAUGGACUGAAAUCAGACCAUCUCUCCGAGCAAUUGAGGACUUGAUGAGUGUACGUGUAAAAACGAAGAAGGAUGCAUUAAAUGAAGAGCAAGAUGCUCAAAAGACAAAAUCUUCACCUUCAUUGGAUGAUGCAAAAUUUUCCAAGGGAGCAUCUGAAAAUGAUUCUGAAGAUGAGUUUUAUGAUGUGGAGAGAUCAGAUCCAGUUCAAGAUAGUUCUUCUUCAGAUGGUACAAGUGUCUCCGGCAUGUCUUCUGUUGCCGAGGCAACUUCCACGAUAGCAGCAUGUCCCUGGAAAGAAGAACUCGAAGUACUUGUUCGUGGAGGUGUUCCAAUGGCGCUUAGGGGUGAGCUUUGGCAAGCAUUUGUGGGUGUGAGGAAAAGGCGGAUGGAGAAUUAUUACCAGAAUCUGCUUGCUUCAGAUAGUCCAGUAAGCAAUGGAGAGCAGGAGUUUGUGCAGCUUGCCGAUGAUAAAGGUUCAAGUCUGGACUCCAUUGCUGCUGUGGAAAAAUGGAAAGGACAAAUAGAAAAGGAUUUGCCUCGGACAUUUCCAGGUCACCCUGCCCUAGAUGAUGAUGGCAGAAAUGCUUUGCGGCGAUUGCUUACUGCUUAUGCGCGACAUAAUCCCUCUGUUGGAUAUUGUCAGGCCAUGAAUUUCUUUGCUGCACUUUUAUUGCUUCUGAUGCCUGAAGAGAAUGCAUUUUGGACGCUGAUAGGAAUCAUGGAUGACUACUUCGAUGGUUAUUAUUCAGAAGAAAUGAUUGAGUCUCAGGUUGACCAACUAGUUUUGGAGGAGUUGGUUCGAGAAAGAUUUCCUAAACUGGUUCAUCAUCUUGAUUAUCUGGGAGUGCAAGUGGCGUGGGUUACAGGGCCAUGGUUUCUUUCCAUCUUCAUGAACAUGCUUCCAUGGGAAAGUGUUCUUAGAGUCUGGGACGUGCUUCUCUUUGAAGGAAAUCGUGUUAUGCUUUUCAGAACAGCACUCGCAUUGAUGGAACUAUAUGGUCCUGCUUUAGUUACAACAAAGGAUGCUGGAGAUGCUGUCACUUUGCUACAGUCCCUGGCUGGUUCAACAUUUGAUAGCAGCCAACUCGUUUUGACUGCUUCCAUGGGUUACCAAAGUGUACAGGAAAGUAGGCUGCUGGAAAUGAGGGGCAAGCACAGGCCAGCUGUGAUAGCUACACUUGAGGAAAGAUCGAAGGGGCUUCAAGCUUGGAGGGAUUCUAAGGGUCUUGCUUCCAAACUAUACGGUUUUAAGCAAGAUCCAAAGUCUGUUUCGGUGGAUUCGAGCAAAGUGUCACUGACAAAUGGGAAUUUGUCUCGUUCAGAGUCUGAAUCUAGUAAUGCAGAUGAAGUCUUAGUCAACCUGACUGGGGACGGGGAGGUAGACUCAGUUCAAGAUCUUCAAGCGCAGGUUCUCUGGUUGAAGGCUGAACUCUGCAAGUUACUCGAAGAGAGACGAUCAGCUAUCCUGAGAGCUGAAGAGUUGGAGAUUGCUCUCAUGGAGAUGGUCAAACAAGACAAUCGGCGGCAAUUGAGUGCAAAGGUUGAGCAGCUGGAGCAAGAAGUGACUGAACUCCGGAGACUCCUUUCUGAUAAACAGGAGCAAGAAAGUGCUAUGCUUCAGGUGUUGAUGCGGGUGGAGCAAGAACAGAAGGUUACAGAAGAUGCUCGUAGAUUUGCUGAGCAAGAUGCGGCUGCUCAGAGAUAUGCUGCUCAAGUGCUUCAGGAAAAAUACGAGGAGGCUGUUGCUACUCUCGCGGAAAUGGAGAAGAGAGCCGUGAUGGCAGAGUCCAUGUUGGAGGCGACUUUGCAGUAUCAAUCUGGUCAACUCAAAGCACAACCUUCCCCUCGGGCGAUGAAUCUGGAUUCACCUGCCAGGAACAACCAUGAUCAGUCACCCGAACCUCCUCAAAGGAAGAUGAGCUUGCUUACAUUCGGACUGGGAUGGCGUGACAAGAACAAGUCGCAGAAUUCAACACCCGAGAAGCUGAACGAGGAGAAGCCUAAGCCUUCGACCGAGGAACAAAACCCAGAAACCAGACCGAAAGAUAAGGAACCCCAAGACACUCCUCAGGUAUAACUCCGCCACGUUCUGUUAUUACCCUUUUUGACAUUUGAACAUUAUCAUAAGUGUUCAGAUAUAUAUAUAUAUAGAUAUAUUGUUUCUGUUGUUGGGUUGUUGAUGAACAAAAUAAUGAAUCCUGUGGGAAUGGUAUAUAUAGCCUCUGUGAUAAUGUAUGAUUUUGUUUUCCUAUUGUAAUUUCUUUUUUUUUUCUUUUGAAGUUGAUUUGUCUCAAAGAAUCGAACACGUUCCGGAUUGGUUCCGUUAAACUCA